AGUCGAAAGUCAAUAGCUACUAAAGACUAUUAUUAUAGUCACCAAUAAGAUAGUGACUAUAAUAAUUAGCUUGCACCGCAAAUGUGUCAUCGGCUAUGUAUAGGUUAGUUAGAGGAGACUCGCAGGCUAGUUACAUGGCGACAUCAGCAUUCCAAAAAUACUGGAAGUUGUGGCGAGCUCGGGCUGUGACCGUAAAAGAGAUCAAUGAGAUAAGAGGAGAGGAAUUCCUGUUUCAGUGAGUGCUUGUGGGUAACGAUGUUCUGGGUUGUUCAGAGGACUGAAUGUAUGUGACUGGUGAAGACACCGAAUAUAAGUUAUUGGUGAACCUGUUUCAAUGAAGAAACUUGACAUUUACAGCGACAAAAUACAAGAGUAAUGCUAGCGGAGUUUAGGAGCUUGAGACUCCACGAUUUGGAACAGCGCGCCUAACCUGGGAUCUGGAUGAGUCCGUUUUAAGUGGGAGAUUCUGUCGGCAUUUGAGUAGGAAGACGCUCUUUAAUGUCGAAUAGUAUGCAGCGAAAACUCUGGCAAUAAAUUAUUAACCAAUUUAUACCGUCAAAACAACGCUUGUUCCGCGGAGUUAUCAGUUUAUCGUUCAGCCAACCAGCAGCAAAAUAGCGAGCGCUGCCCUACGGUGUUAAAGGGACACCGCAGGUAUUGACAAAGUUGUUGUCGUGACAUUUAAGGUUACCGUCACAUGCCAUUGUCGGACCUGGAUUGACUAAAUUGCCAUCAUGUCGUCCGGAGCGGAGAAGAGGCUGGACACCCGGCUGAAAAAGUUGGAAUCGCUGAUCAGAGACCCGAAGUCGGCGUUAAACUUGGAGAGUUUACUGGAUUCCAUGAAUGCCUUGGCCCUGGAUUUGGACUACCCGGCGCUACGGAAAAACAAAAACAUAGACGCCUUCUUAAACAGAUAUGAGAAGGCCAUGGUUAAGAUGCGGGACCUGCAGUUGAAACUGGAGGACUUUGACAAGGUCAAGAUGAUCGGCAGAGGAGCCUAUGGAGAGGUGCAACUGGUCCGUCACAAGGCGUCUCAGAAGGUGUACGCCAUGAAACAGCUGAGCAAGUUUGAGAUGAUCAAACGCUCUGACUCCGCCUUCUUCUGGGAGGAGAGAGACAUCAUGGCCUUCUCCAACAGUCCCUGGGUCGUCCAGCUGUGCUGUGCUUUCCAAGAUGACCUCCACCUCUACAUGGUGAUGGAGUAUAUGCCUGGUGGAGAUCUGGUCACCCUGACCAUGAACUACGACAUGCCAGAGAAGUGGGUCCGUUUCUACACUGCCGAGGUGGUGCUGGCUCUAGAUGCAAUCCACUAUAUGGGUUUCAUCCACCGCGAUGUGAAACCGGACAACAUACUACUGGACCAAAAUGGCCACCUCAAACUGGCUGACUUUGGCACCUGCAUGAAGAUGGACUCUACAGGCAUGGUCCACUGUGAAACAGCGGUGGGGACUCCGGACUACAUCUCUCCUGAGGUGCUCAAGUCCCAGGGGGGGGACGGCUACUACGGCCGCGAGUGUGACUGGUGGUCCGUGGGGGUGUUCAUCUUUGAGAUGCUGGUCGGCGACACCCCAUUUUAUGCCGAGUCACUAGUAGGAACAUAUGGGAAAAUCAUGGAUCACAAGAAUAACCUCAACUUCCCUGAUGAUGUGCAGAUGUCCAAUGAUGCCAAGGACCUCAUCUGUGCCUUCCUGUCUGACAGGGAGGUGCGUCUGGGGAGGAACGGCGUGGAGGAGAUCAAGAGACACCCCUUCUUCACGAACGACCAGUGGACCUUCGACACUAUCCGAGAGACCGUGGCCCCAGUAGUGCCGGAGUUGAGCAGUGACAUAGACACCAGUAACUUUGACGAGAUCGAGGAUGAAAAAGGCGACGUGGAGACCUUUCCCACACCAAAGGCCUUUGUGGGCAACCAGCUGCCAUUUGUGGGUUUCACCUACUUCAAGGAAGACCAAUUGCUAAGCGGUGUGAAUAAAGUGAUCUCUGUGGAGGACUGUGUGGAUAGCUGUGAGGAAAAACAGGACGGCAUCAAAGGAGAGUCAGAUCAGCUGCAGAAGAAGCUCCAUUGUCUUGAGGAGCAGCUCAACCAUGAGAUGCAGGCCAAAGACCACCUGGAAAACAAAUACAAGACUACAACUAGUCAUCUAGAGAAGCUGGUUAAAGAACUGGAGGAAGAGAUGAGCAGCAGGCAGAGAGUGGAGUCUUCUCUGAGGCAGCUGGAGAGAGAGAGGGCCCUGCUGCAGUACCAGAGUGCAGAGAACCUCCGCAAAGUGGAGCUGGAGGCGGACAGGAAACGCAGCCUGGAGAACGACCUGAACAGCCUGCGGGACCAGCUGGAAGAGCUGAAGAGGAGAAACCAGACCUCUCAGAUGUCCAGGGACAAGAACAUCCAACUGCAGAGACAGCUGGAUGAGGCGACAGCGGUGCUGGCAGAGGAGCAGGAGGCGGCGGGGCGUCUGCGGAGGAGCCAGGUGGAGGCCCAGAAGCAUGCCCAGGCCCUGGAGCUCAGCCUCAGGGAGCUGGUGGACAAGUGCACCCAGCUGGAGAACGCCAAGAUGGGCCUGGAGCAGCAGCUGAUGGGCCUUCAGGCCGACCUGGAGGCCGAGAGGAGGGACCGCAGUCUGGGGGCAGAGACUAUAGUUGACCUGCAGGGCCAUAUCCGGGGCCUGGAGGAGGAGGGGAAGCAGGUGAAGGGUUCUCUCUCUGGAACACAGGCAGAGAAGAGGCAGCUGCAGCAGAGACUCACUGACAUGGAGAAGGAGAAGAACAACCAGGAGAUUGACCUGACGUUCAAGCUCAAGUCGUUGCAACAGAGUUUUGACAUAGAGGAGGCCGAGCACAAGGCCACCAAGACACGCCUUGCUGACAAGAACCAGGUCUAUAAGUCCAUUGAGGAGGCCAAGUCUGAGGCCCUGAAAGGGAUGGAGCGGACGCUGCAGGAGGAGCGGAGCGCCAAGCUGCAGCUGGAGUCCAGACUGCUGCAGCUGGAGAAGGAACACUCCAUGCUGGACUGUGACUACAAGCAGGCCCAACACAAAGUGGAUGAGCUGAACACGCACAAGGACAAACUCGCCGAGGAGGUGAAGAACCUGAGCCUGGGCAUGGAGCAGGAGGAGCAGAAGCGCAGGCUGAGCAAGAACGACCUGAAGGCCCAGACCCAGCAGGUGACCGCCCUGCGCUCCUCAGAGAAGCAGCUGAAGCAGGAGCUCAACCACCUGCUAGACAUGAAGCAGAACCUGGAGAAACAGUACCAGGAGCUACGCAGGGAGAGACAGGAGGCUGAAGAACAGCUGAAGGAGUUGAAGGACCAGCUGGAGGCGGAGCAGUAUUUCACGACCCUGUACAAGACCCAGAACCGAGAGCUGAAGGAGGAGUGUGAUGAGAGGAACAAGCUGUAUAAGGACAUUCAGCAGAGACUGGAGGAGUACCAGGAGGAGAGGGAUUCCCUGGCGGCCCAGCUGGAAGUGAGCCUGACCAAGGCGGACUCGGAGCAGCUGGCGCGCUCCAUCGCCGAAGAGCAGUACUCCGAUCUGGAGAAGGAGAAGAUCAUGAAGGAGCUGGAGGUGAAGGACAUGAUGGCCAGACACAGGCAGGAGCUAGGAGACAAGGAGGCUACCAUCGGCUCGCUGGAGGAGUCCAACCGCACCCUGACAGUGGACGUGGCCAACCUGGCCAAUGAGAAGGAGGAGCUCAAUAACCAACUGAAGGAGAUGCAGCAACAGCUGCAGAAGGCCAGAGAGGAGGAGAGACAGAUGAACUGUGUGAAGAUGUCCUUCGAGAAGCAGCUGCAGACGGAGAGAACGCUCAAGAUUCAGGCGAUCAACAAGCUGGCCGAGAUCAUGAACCGCAGGGAGACGUUGCGUACGGGUCACAACCGCGACGACACGCUGGACGUGCGCAGGAAGGAGAAGGAGAACAGGAAGCUGCAGCUGGAGCUGAGGUCAGAGAAGGAGAAACUCAACUCCACCAUCAUCAAGUACCAGAAAGAGAUCAACGACAUGCAGGCGGUGAUAUCGGACGAGAGCCAGGUGCACAUCGAGCUGCAGAUGGCCUUGGACAGUAAGGACAGUGACAUCGAGCAGCUGCGCUGUCAACUGACCUCUCUGAGCGUCACCUCCAUGGACUCCACCAGUAUCAGCAGUGGUAACGACCUGGACAUGGACGACAGUGGUUACCCAGUGCACAUCACUCACUCUCAGACCUCUGAGUCCAUGUCCUUCCACUACCAGCGCACGCAGAAAUCUGUCAGCGUUGCCACCCGGCCCUCCUUCAGAGUAUCUCACCCUCUCUUUGAGGAGGAGGAGGAGGAGGAGGAUGAAGAGUAUGAAGGAAAUGAUGGGCGGUUAGAACAUGGCCGCCAACCUUUGGCCCUCACCUAUGAGCAGGCGCCCCCAGAGCCUGAUCGCAGUGGUGCAGAUACCAGGCUGGAGGGCUGGCUGUCACUUCCUGCCAAGAAUACCAAGAGGUUUGGAUGGGAUAGAAAGUAUGUGGUAGUGAGCAGUAAGAAGAUUCUGUUCUACAAUAGUGAGAUGGACCGAGAGCAGUCCAACCCCUUCAUGAUCCUAGACAUCGAUAAGCUGUUCCACAUCCGACCGGUCACUCAGACAGACGUGUACCGCGCUGACAUCAAAGAAAUCCCCCGGAUAUUCCAGAUUCUGUACGCCAACGAGGGCGAGAGCAAGCGGGAGCAAGAGUUUGCGGCGGAUCCCCUGACGCUGACAGGCGAGCGCUCGUCCUUCGUCAGGCACAAGGGUCACGAGUUCAUCCCCACGUUCUACCACCUGCCGUCGAGCUGCGAGGCGUGCACGCGGCCCCUGUGGAACGUGUUCAAGCCGCCGCCCGCGCUGGAGUGCCGCCGCUGCCACACCAAAUGCCACAAGGACCACCUAGACCGGAAGGAGGAGGUCAUCGCCCCCUGCAGGGUAAACUAUGACAUGUCCACGGCCAAAGACCUGCUCCUAUUGGCCGGCUCUCAGACAGAGCAGAAGAGAUGGGUCAGCCAGCUAAUCAAACGCAUCCCCCGGAAACACCCCACCCCUAGCCCCGCCCCCACUGCAGCCUCCGCUGCCCAAGCCCCCGAGCCACCCUAUCGCUCCUCCCCACAAGCCUCCCCACAAGCCUCCCCCCGCAAUAUCCCACAACGCUCCCCCCCCCGCAACUCCCCUAGCCUUUCCUACCGUGGAGCCAUCAAGGUCCAGCCCAGCCGCCAGAAGACUCAGCUUGAAGGGAAGCCCAGAUUGCUUGUUGAUUUUGAAAGCCUGAAGGACUGGAGUUGGUCGUUGGAGGAUGUCGAUGAUGAUGAUGAUGAUGCUAUGUUCGGCUUCUGAGGAAUUUACCUCUAUGAUACAAAGAUGUGCUGAAUCCUCUCACAUCAUGUGGACUUUGACUGGAGCCUGAACACAGUGGAACCUAUACAUCUACUUUGCCUUUUCAGAGACAAAGGCAGUGUCUCAAAUGGGGCCCUAUUCCCUACAUAGUGCACAACUUUUGACCAGGGCCCAUAUGGUUCUGGUCAAAAGUAGUUGCACUAUAUAGGGAAUAAGGUGCCAUUUUGGAUGCAACCAAAGACUGCAAAACGCCAGAUAUUUUAGGAAAGAGGGUCAGGUUAACGUUGCAUUCAUGUAAGGACUGCAGUCGGACUUGCAUAUGUCUCAGUAAACCAAAUGGUUUCACCUUCUGCCUUCUACAGUAUAGCCUGGUCCUAGAUCCGUUUGUGCUGUCUUGCCAACUCCAUUGCUGUGCUGUUGUCAUGCCAAUGGCAAGACGGCACAAACAGAUCUGGCACCAGGCUUCAUACACUAUGCAUGUCACAGCAAGUUUGAACAAUUCCAUGAUUUCAUGGAUCGAGAAAAUGAAAUACUUUGCAGGUCGCUCUAAAACUGCCUUAUUUUAUAAAUGUCAUGAUGAAAUACAUACAGACCUAGCCAUAUAUUUGCCUGUGUCUUUACAUGCCUGGGUGAUCCUCAUAAGCUAUAUAAUUAGAUGGGUCUGUAUUAGGUAUGUGUGUAUAUAGGAAUACGUGUUCUGUCAGUGUAUUAUUGCCACAAAGAUACAGUACCAGUCAAAAGGUUUGGACACCUACUUAUUCAAGGGUUUUAAUUUAUUUUUACUAUGUUCUACAUUGUAGAAUAAUAGUGAUGACAUCACAACUAUGAAAUAACACAUGGAAUCAUGUAGUAACCAAAAAAGUGUCAAAACGAUUCUUUAAAGUAGCCACCCUUUGCCCAUUCUCUCAACCAGUUUCACCUGGAAUUCUUUUCCAACAGUCUUGAAGGAGUUCCCACAAUCUCAGCACUUCUGCGGUCCAACUCAUCCCAAACCAUCUCAAUUGGGUUGAGGUCGGGUGAUUGUGGAACCCAGGUUAUCUGAUGCAGCACUCCAUCACUCUCCUUCUUGGUCAAAUAGACCUUACACAACCUGGAGGUGUGUUGGGUCAUUGUCCUGUUGAAAAACAAAUGAUAGUCCCACUAAGCGCAAACAAAAAAAUUGGCUUUUACAAAACAGCAAAAGUAUCAUUUAAAAAAAAGCCACAUGAGUAGCUGCACUAGUGAUCUACAAUAAGUGCUUGUCAAUCCAUUGAAUAAAAAAACUGAAUUCAGGAGAGCACAACAAAACACGCAAAUUAGCCUUAAGAGAAAAUAUCAAUAAUUUAAAACGGAUCAUAUUUUUGCAGAAUGCUGUGGUAGCCAUGCUGGUUAAGUGUGCCUUGAAUUCUAAAUAAAUCACUGACAGUGUCACCAGCAAAGCACCAUCACACCACCUCCUCCAUGCUUCAUGGUGGGAACCACACAUGCGGAGAUCGCAAAAUUUGGACUUAUCAGACAAAAGGACAGAUUUCCACCGGUCUAAUGUCCGUUGCUUGUAUCGCAUGGCCCAAGCAAGUUUCUUCUUCUUAUUGGUGUCCUUUAGUAGUAGCAAUUUGACCAGGAAGACCUGACUCACGCAGUCUCCUCUUAGCGGUUGAUGUUGAUGUGUUUGUUACUUGAACUCUGUGAAGCAUUUAUUUGGGCUGCAAUUUCUGAGGCUGGUAACUCUAAUGAACUUAUCCUCUGCAGCAGAGGUAACUCUGGGUCUUCCUUUCCUGUGGUGGUCCUCAUGAGAGCCAGUUUCAUCAUAGCGCUUGAUAGUUUUUUCGACUGCACUUGAAGAAACAUUAAAAGUUCUUGAAAUUUUCCGGAUUGACUGACCUUCAUGUCUUAAAGUAAUGAUGGACUGUCGUUUCUCUUUGCUUAUUUAAGCUGUUCUUGCCAUAAUAUGGACUUGGUCUUUUACUAAAUAGGGCUAUCUUCUGUAUACCAUGUCACAACACAACUGAUUGGCUCAAACGCAUUAGGGAAAGAAAUUCCACAAAUUAACUUUUAACAAGGCACACCUGUUAAUUGAAAUGCAUUCUAGGUGACUACCUCAUGAAGCUGGUUGAGAGAAUGCCAAGAGUGUGCAAAGCUUUCAUCAAGGCAAAGGGUGGCUACUUUGAAGAAUCUCAAAUAUUAAAUAUAUUUUAUUUUAAUUUGUUUAACACUUUUUUGGUUACUACAUGAUUCCAUGUGUUAUUUCAUAGUUUUGAUUUCUUCACUAUUAUUCUACAAUAUAUGAAAAAGUUUAAAUAAAUGAAAACCCUUGAAUGAGUAGGUGUGUCCAAACUUUUGACUGGUACCGUAUGUGAUAGUUUUAUUUUUACGAAAACAAAAUAUUUCACUGCACAUAUUUUUCCCUGUAAUGUUACAAGAUAGGCUAUGUAUAAAAAAUAUUAUUUUAAAGCGUGAAAUCUGAGGUUAGUCUACAAUUGAUACUUAGAUGAGUGUAUUACUUCAUUCAAAUCAUGUUACAUUAUCAGAGUAAAGUGUUUGUAGCCUGGUCCAAGGUCUGUUUGUGCUGUCUUGUCAACAACACCAACCAAAGGGGCAAAACGGCACAAACGGAUCUGGGAACAGGCUAAAGUGUUUGUCUUUAUGACCGAAUAAGGUGAACCAUGAAGUACAAUAUGGGAAUAUUCUUCUGCAGUCGCCCCAAUGGACGCUGAUCCUGGGUCAGUUUUGUAUUUACCCCACUAAUGGUUAGGAUUGGGGGAGGGGAAGCUGAUCCUAGAUCUGUACCUAGAGGAGACUUCACCCCAUCAGGUUUCAGGCUUCAGUAAACAAUGCUGACCAUCAGACAGAACUGGAACAAUAUAUUUCAUAUUUAUGUUCUAUAUAUCACUGCCUGUCUACUACAUGGCUUGUUGGAAAAAAUCUGAAUAAAUACUGUAAGACGGAGAA
Messenger RNA from Salvelinus fontinalis (brook trout), 8252 nucleotides. RefSeq names its product rho-associated protein kinase 2-like. Gene Ontology annotation, biological process: cortical actin cytoskeleton organization; embryonic morphogenesis; positive regulation of centrosome duplication. The transcript has 34 exons. The record is from RefSeq and is a predicted model, not a curated record. Gene Ontology annotation, molecular function: Rho-dependent protein serine/threonine kinase activity; ATP binding; small GTPase binding. Lineage: Eukaryota; Metazoa; Chordata; Actinopteri; Salmoniformes; Salmonidae. The coding region runs from base 735 to 5324 and encodes 1529 amino acids. Gene Ontology annotation, cellular component: cytoskeleton; cytoplasm.